Hermetia illucens (black soldier fly) is the source of this 3156-nucleotide messenger RNA. RefSeq lists its product as uncharacterized. The coding region runs from base 64 to 3156 and encodes 1030 amino acids. The transcript has 6 exons. Lineage: Eukaryota; Metazoa; Arthropoda; Insecta; Diptera; Stratiomyidae. The record is from RefSeq and is a predicted model, not a curated record.
GCCAACCUGAAAAGAGUGAAAGGUUGUUUUGGUAACCGGAUCGAAACCCUGGUAUACGAAAACAUGGACGAGGCUCUUUUGAAUGCUACAGAGUUUUUAAAGAGGAUGGAGGCUCCUUUGAUGGAAUACCUUCGUAAUGCGUUAGAGCAGCGCAUGGCAUUCAAAUUUAAUAUUGAACUUUUCGCGGAGUUUAUAAAAAUAAUGGAUGAGGACAGUGAAAGUGUUGUGAGCAUCAAGUCUUUCAAUACCAAAAUGCAUGCAAUAUUAAGUGCUAAUGAGAUAGAGCCCGCGUUUAACAAUAUGACGGCUCAAAUAGUGGAAAAAAUGGAAGGGUUUCAGGAGAAGGACAGUGGAUGGGCUUUAUUGAGGUUAACGCAUUGCGAAUUAAACCUAAAUGAGUUCAAACCACUGCGGGGAACGAAUUUUAUUCCAUCCCCAAAGUAUAUAGCCCAAAAACGUGCAUGUGUGAAUGUAAGAAAUAAAGAUAUUUAUUGCUUCAAGUGGAGCAUCAUUUCUGCCCUAUACCCCGUGAACACUCACUUGGAAAAAACAUCAUCAUAUGAAAUCGAUGAUAUCACAGAUAGUGUAAUAGUGCUAAAAAAUGGACGAAUUAUAAACUUUUGGGGGCUUGAUUUCCCCCUUAAAGUGAAAGACAUUAGUGUGUUCGAGGAGCUGAAUCCAUCAAUCAGCAUCAAUUUAUUCGGGUAUGAUUCAGAAAUGAAAAAGAUUGUGGGUCCCUAUCACCUGUCGAAGGAGGAAAAGGUGCACCACAUCAACUUGCUGCUGCUGCAAUUUGGAGAAAAAAACCACUACAUUUGGAUUAAAGAUAUGUCAAGAUUAAUACGAGAGCAACAAACAUCGCACUGCUCAAAAAUAUUUAUAUGUAACAAAUGUCUUCAGCAUUUCUAUUCAACUGAAAAGCUGAAGAGUCAUGAAAACGAUUGCAGCAAAAUUGUCACGAAAAUGGUGUCCCCGGAGAAAUCAACGUUGGAGUAUAGACAUUUCGAGAGACAAAUAGAUGUGCCUUUUGUAGUCUAUGCAGAUUUCGAAUGUCUACUUCAAGAUAUUCAAAGUUGUCAGCCGGAUCCAGCAUCAGCGUCAACAACAACUCUUCAAGAGCAUAUACCGUAUAGGUUUAGAAUAUACAAGGGACCAGAUUCUCCUAAAAAAUUUAUUAAUUCGUUAGUAUCUGAUUUAAAAUGGUUCUAUAUAAAUCAUAUUCAGAAACCCAAAUCGUCAAAUACUUUGACUUUAGAUGAGGAAAAAACGCAAAGAGAAGCAACUCUAUGUUGCAUUUGGUAUGAUUGUCAUUUGUUUGUCAAGGAGCUGUCAAGCAUUGAUGGAGAUAUUUCAAUAAUACCCAUUAAUAAGGAACUAUUCAUGCAUAGCAGUCUUGAUGCACUCGUAAACAAUCUGGCUCAUAAAGAUUUGAAAACUGUUUCAGGGGUAUAUGGAGAUGGCGAAAAAUUCAGUCUUCUUACGCGAAAGGGUGUGUUUCCUUAUGAAUAUAUAAACUCUUGGGAUCGACUUAAUGAAACUUCUCUACCAUCUCGAGAGAAAUUUUUCAAUAAGAUGUCAAACACUGAGUGCAAAGAAGCAGAUUAUCAACAUGCGCUCAAUGUUUGGAAGCAAUUCAAUUGUGGUGUUAUGUGGGACUAUUUGGAGUUGUAUCUGAAAACAGAUGUUUUGCUUCUAACAGAUGUUUUUGAAAACUUUCGAAAUGUUUGUAAAAAUAUAUAUGGACUUGAUCCUUGUCAAUAUUAUACGACUCCUGGCUUAUCAUGGGAUGCCAUGCUUAAAAUUACAUCCAUAAAACUGGAGCUUCUCACAGAUAUCGAAAUGCAUCACUUUGUGAAAAGAGGAAUUAGGGGGGGUAUUACGCAAUGUUCGCAUCGCCAUUCAACUGCAAAUAAUAAAUAUAUGAAAAAUUAUAAAGAAGAGGAUCCUUCCAAAUAUUUAAUGUAUGUAGAUGCUAAUAAUCUAUACGGAUGGGCAAUGUCACAGCCGCUUCCCUAUGCUGAAUUCAAGUGGGUUGAAAAUAUAGUUGAUUUUGAUGUUUUGAAUAUUGCAGCAGAUUCGGAUAUUGGAUACAUAUUGGAAGUUGAUUUGGAGUAUCCAAUAUCAAAACAUGAUGAGCACAAUGAUUUGCCAUUAUGUCCAGAAAAUAAAAUCCCGCAUAAUUCGAAAACUAACAAACUGAUUGUGGAUUUAACAGACAAGCAAAAAUAUGUUAUCCACUAUCGGAAUCUGCAGCAAUGCAUUCAAAAUGGUUUGAAACUGACUCGCAUCUACAGGAUUUUACAGUUUAAACAAUCCAGUUGGUUGAAGGAAUAUAUCGAUUUAAAUACCCAUUACAGGAAAAUGAGUAAAAAUCCUUUCGAGAAAAAUUUUUUCAAACUUUUGAAUAAUGCAGUUUAUGGCAAAACCAUGGAAAACGUUGACAAAAGAAAGGACGUAAAAAUUGUUACCGAUUGGGAGAGUCGAGGCAGACAUUCAGGCGCUCGAGUGCUUAUUUCAAAACCCAAUUUUCACAGCGCAGCUGUAUUUACACCAAACAUGGCAGCUAUUCAAAUGGAUAGAGUAUUUACUUGUUACGACAAACCAAUUUACUUGGGAUUUACUGUGCUUGAUCUAUCCAAACUGAAAAUGUAUGAUUUUCACUAUCAUUAUAUGAAACCUAAGUAUAAUGAUAAGCUCAUUCUAAAUUACAUGGAUACGGACAGUUUCAUUUACACUAUCGAAACGGAAGAUGUGUACAAAGAUAUUUUGUCUGAUAUUGAUACACAAUUUGAUACAUCAGAAUAUGCUAUCGAUAAUAUAUAUAAUAUUCCUCCAAAAAAUGCUAAAGUCUUGGGUUUGAUGAAAGAUAAGAAUAAUGGUAAGAUAAUGACAGAAUUUAUAGGAUUAAGAUCUAAAAUGUAUUCAUUUAGCGUAGAAAAUGACGGUUUUGUUAAAAAAGCCAAAGGAGUUAAGAAAAUAAUAAUGGAUGGUUUAAGUUUAGAUGAUUAUCGCGAUUGUCUAUUUAGAAAAAAAAUAUUUAGAGAAUGUAUUAAUAAAAUUGCAUUAAACUAUUUAGAUGAUAAGCGAUUCAUAAGAGAGGACGGGGUUAGAACAUAUGCUUGGGGACAUUUUAAUAUAAGAAUGGAUGCAAACUAG